AUGUGUUUAUGCAUACGAAAUGAACAGCAAAAUUACGACGAAAACUAUGGUAUUUUUGCAGGCUUUUUGAGUAAAUACUUGGAUAUGUUAGGAACUGGUUGUUCUGGAUUACGGUUAAAGAGACAUUGUAGGUUGAUGUACGAAGAGCUCAAGAAAAUGGAUUAUAAAUAUACGAAAAAACUUGGGAAACUUUACAAAGGCUUGUCUAAACUGUAUUCAGAAGAAAUCAAUGGAUAUGCAUCACUGUACCGCCAAGAACUUGAUAAAAAACCGUAUCAUCGUGCCACAUUUAUUAAAACUAUGAAUGAAAUAUUCACUCUCCAAGAACAUAUCCGAUUUGAGGACUACUUACACGAAUUGUACUUUUAUUGCAAUGGAUACAAACUCCUAAUGAAUACAAUAACCAAAAAACUGUUGUCAGAAGUUAUUAUGAAUUCCAUAAAAACACGGCUCAGUAGAAGAGAUCAAAAAAAAUUGGAGAAGACGUUAGAGAUGGCUAUCAGGGAAUAUCGCGAUCUUAAAGUGCAGGAUUUAGUUUUGAAGUAUAACCUGUCUACGUUAAAACCUUUUAUACCAGUCCGAAUGAAUCCCUCACAGUGGGCUUUAUCAUUUGAACUCGAUCUGCUCAAUGACUAA
This is a messenger RNA of Arctia plantaginis, 636 nucleotides long. Lineage: Eukaryota; Metazoa; Arthropoda; Insecta; Lepidoptera; Erebidae. The record is from the annotation of a GenBank genome assembly.